GACUGAAAUUUAUCGUCGUAAAGAAGCGCAUCACGCGAGGGCAGAGGGGGGCCACGGGGAUGGAGGCGGGGGGUCAGCAGCGGGAGUAUAUAAAACGGAGGUCACCGCGCAUUCCCGAUCCCACGGUCUUGCUCCCGGUACGUUCCCCCGGCCCCGCCCCUCCUCGCCCUGUCGCCCGGACUGCAGCCAUGGCGUUCGACGGAACUUGGAAGGUGGAACGCAGCGAGAACUACGAUCAUUUCAUGGAACAAAUGGGCAUCAACGUCAUGAAGCGCAAACUAGCGGAGCACGACAACCUCAAGAUCAGCAUCCAGCAGAGCGGCGACGACUUCCAGAUCAAAGAGUCGAGCACGUUCCGCACCAAAGACGUCCACUUCACGCUCGGGACUCCCUUUGACUACAGCCUGGCCGACGGGACCGAGGUCUCGGGAACGUGGGAGAUGGAGGGCGACGCGCUGAAAGGAAAAUUCACCCGCAAGGACAACAACAAGGUGCUGACCACCACCAGGAUCCUGCUGGGAGACGAACUGGUGCAGAGUUACAGCUACGAGGGUGUCGACGCCAAGAGAAUCUUCAAGAAGCAGUAACUCUUUUUGUUUCUUUUAACAAAGUUUCCUUUUCCAUCUUAUCUUGAGUGCACAAAGAAAGCAUAUAGUUUCCAUUACAGUUGGACAAAAUGGCAGUAUUAACAGUUUUUGAAGUUGUGCAAAAAAAAAAAAAAAAAGUGAAUAAAUGAUAUAAAUAUA
Messenger RNA from Syngnathoides biaculeatus (alligator pipefish), 746 nucleotides. RefSeq names its product fatty acid-binding protein, intestinal-like. Lineage: Eukaryota; Metazoa; Chordata; Actinopteri; Syngnathiformes; Syngnathidae. The record is from RefSeq and is a predicted model, not a curated record. Gene Ontology annotation, biological process: fatty acid transport. Gene Ontology annotation, molecular function: fatty acid binding. The transcript has 4 exons. The coding region runs from base 60 to 587 and encodes 175 amino acids. Gene Ontology annotation, cellular component: nucleus; cytosol.